Messenger RNA from Schistosoma spindalis, 225 nucleotides. The record is from the annotation of a GenBank genome assembly. Lineage: Eukaryota; Metazoa; Platyhelminthes; Trematoda; Strigeidida; Schistosomatidae.
AUGAAUGAAAUUAUAUAUAGGAAACAGCAAUUAACAAUCAACACACUUUCAAGUUACUUGGCUCUACAUAGACCAUCACCAUCAAAUGUUUUACAAAAUAUUAAUUUGCAUAGAAGCAAGUUGUGGGAUUUAUGUGACAGGCAACGUUUAUUUCUGUUUGGCAAUCAAUGGACAUUUUGUUUACAUGAAACUAAAAAUAAGAAAGUGAAACGUAUACAUAAUUAA